AUGGAGUUUGUUGACUAUGCACUGGGCAACAGGAGCGUUGAGGACUAUUUCAAGGAGAUGGAGAUGUCCAUGAUGCGUUCAAACAUAGUUGAGGACCCAAACAUUGUUGAAAUGCAACAUUAUGUUGAGUUGGAUGACAUGGUGCAUAUGGCGAUCAAAAUUGAGCGACAACAACGUAGAAAAGCUUCUACUCGAGGUAAUACUCCAUUUAAAUCUUUUUCGAAUCCUUUAUACACCCCUAACAAUGCCAGGAAACAAGCACCACAACCGCCAUUACGGAUUCGAGAGCCAGGUGAAUCCUGCAAAAGCAAACCAAAGCCUCCCAUUGUUGAUAAUGGACGUGGCAAACAACCAAUGGUGGCACCAGAACGAUCAAGAGAUAUUCAGUGCUUUAAGUGCCUUGGUAGAGGACAUGUUGCUAGCCAGUGUCCUAAUCGGAGGGUUAUGUUGAUGCGAGAAGAUGGAGAGAUCGAGUCAGAUUCUGAGGAAGAUGUACAUGAACUCCCGACUAAAGAAGAUGAAGAGAAUGACCUAGAAGUUGCUGAAUCUGGUCAAGUUAUGGAGAUCAUGGUUGUCAAACGUAGUUUGAAUGUGCAACAGGUGCAAGACGAGCAACAACACGACAAAGCAUCCGAAUCUGCACAAGUUGCGUGGUUGAAUGACGGUGGAGAACUUAAAGUGACGAAACAAGUGGUUGUACCGUUUUCAAUUGGAAACUACAAGGACGAGGUCCUUUGUGAUGUUGUGUCGAUGGAUGCUACUCACCUUCUUUUGGGGGGCCCUUGGCAUAAGAAGAUUACUUUGGCUCCUUUGACACCGAGUCAAGUAAUUGAAGAUCAAACAAGCUUGAAAAGAGUAAGGAAGUUGCAAAGGAGAAGAAAAGAUGAGCGAUAUGCAAGCGUAAAUCAGAAAUGUCUUUCCUCUCACCAAUCCUUGUUUAUUUUAAUAUUUAAAGAUCAUUGUUUAUUGGCUGAGUUCCCUGCUGAUUUGCCUGCAUCGAUUGUGUCCCUUUUGCAAGAGUUUGAGGAUGUGUUUUCAAAAGAAACACCGAAGGGAUUACCACCUCUUCAUGGCAUUGAGCACCAGAUUGAUUUCAUUCCAGGUGCUACCAUUCCAAAUCGACCAGCUUAUCGUACUAACCCUGAAGAGACGAAAGAGCUUCAAAGGCAAGUUACAGAAUUGAUGGACAAGGGUUAUAUUCGAGAAAGUCUGAGUCCAUGUGCUGUUCCGGUGUUACUUGAUGACAUGUUGGACGAGCUUUGCGGAGCCGUCAUCUUCUCCAAAAUUGACUUGAAGAGUGGAUAUCAUCAGAUUUGCAUGCGAGAAGGCGACGAAUGGAAGACAGCCUUCAAAACAAAGCUAGAUCCAAGCGUCCAGCAUUUUCAUAGGAGUUUUCCGUGA
This is a messenger RNA of Gossypium raimondii (Peruvian cotton), 1401 nucleotides long. RefSeq lists its product as uncharacterized. The record is from RefSeq and is a predicted model, not a curated record. Gene Ontology annotation, molecular function: nucleic acid binding; zinc ion binding. Lineage: Eukaryota; Viridiplantae; Streptophyta; Magnoliopsida; Malvales; Malvaceae. Bases 1 to 1401 code for a protein of 466 amino acids. The transcript has 7 exons.